This is a messenger RNA of Paramecium octaurelia, 775 nucleotides long. Lineage: Eukaryota; Ciliophora; Oligohymenophorea; Peniculida; Parameciidae. The record is from the annotation of a GenBank genome assembly.
AAAUGAUGAUUGCUGAGGAUUUUGAUAGUGAAGUUUAUGAUACUUCACUUGAUAAAUUUAAAACAUAUGAGGAAUACUUGGAUUCUCACAUCACAAAGGAGGAUCUAUUUUAUUUAGAAGACAUCGAAUUGGCCAGAUAAUUGAAAGAGCAAGGUUAUCAUGCGAAGACAGAAAUUUUGAGUCGCGAACAAUUUGAGGCCAAAAAGAAGGCUGUGGAAGAAGCUAGAUUAAACUAAAAUAAAGAUAAAACUAAGGCACUUGCUCACACUGAAGUUAGUGAUCCUUCUAUUAUUGAAAAAUCACCUUUUUUGAGAGCUUUGGCUGAAAGGUAAUUGAUAUUUGUAAAUAAUAGAGAGUUGAAAGUCUUGAAUGGAAAAUUGUUAACAAUUAUUUUUAUUAGAUUGGAAUCAGCUAAUUGCGAAGUAAGCGGUUACAUUGAUUAUGCACAUCGUUUGAAAACUGAAGAUUUUAAAAUAUAUUUUGAAGGGAAGAAAAAGUUGUAACCCAGACCAACGGAUCUGUCUUAUUAUAAUUGGAGGACUGGGUAGUGCGUUUCAAAUGAUUCUCCUAACUUCAAAGUGGAUGCUAAUUCUGGAUAACAAGGGUUACUAUUUAGAAACAAAAGAGAUAGAAAAGUAUUAAUUUGGCACUAUUCACAAAGGUUAUUAAUGUGGAUCCAAAUAAAAAACCAGAAGAUGGAAUGACAAGGACUGAAAUAGAAUCUCCAGAAGCAAUUUAAAUCGUUUUGUACGACUAUUACACAAGAAAAAAAUGA